Messenger RNA from Trypanosoma brucei brucei TREU927, 2148 nucleotides. RefSeq lists its product as uncharacterized. NCBI's taxonomy places the organism in Eukaryota, Euglenozoa, Kinetoplastea, Trypanosomatida, Trypanosomatidae. The record is from RefSeq and is a predicted model, not a curated record. Gene Ontology annotation, molecular function: protein binding. The transcript has a single exon. Bases 1 to 2148 code for a protein of 715 amino acids.
AUGUUUAUUUCCUUCUACUACUUCAAAAGGGUCUUCCUCGUUUGCCAGGUAAAAAUGAGAGAAAAGGAAGCACAUAAGGGUAGGAAUGGUGUGCUAAAUGUUUCAAAUCUUCCUGGUGAACAUACAUCUCUGGACAGCAUAGGACAGCUGCACGACGCUCUUACCGGUGGCAAUUGCAAGAGAUAUGUGUCCAUUACCGCGCAGCACGACAGUCUUCUGUCUCUCACCCUCUCCCCUUCCCUUGCGAGUGCUGUUCAGCACAUUACAUCUCUCACUGCAUCGCACAACCGGUUGAGCACACUUCAGGGUAUUGAGGCGUUUGUGUGCCUUGAGUUUCUUGACCUGAGCCACAACGCACUACGCAUCUUAGACGCGCACUCAACAACGCUGCUGCGGAAACUUCGGUGCCUCAAGCGAUGCAAUUUUUCAUAUAAUGAGAUAUGUAUGGCUGACUUCGACACGACAUUCCGCUGUGGUAUUUCACAUAAUGAGUCAGGCGCAAAUAAGGAAGGUGGUAUUGCCUCAGCAGCAACACCGAUGGCAUCAGCCGGAUCGGUGGGACCCGCAGUUCCCGGAUUUUUAGAAGAACUCACCCACCUCGAUUUGUCUCACAAUCAGCUCAUUGAGGUGCCGGAUCUUCGUUGUAUACCAGUAUUAGAGGAACUGAAUCUUAGCUACAAUCGCAUCGAUCUCAUUGCAGAUCUUGAUAACCGUUUGCCACUUCUGCGGCUCUGCUCGUUCUCCAUCAGCCACAACUCACUUGCCGUUCUGCCGUCAUUACUUCCCCUCACCGUGUUGGCAGGGACACUUUGCGUUCUGAAUGUCGCGGGGAACCCCUGCGUACAGGACUUUGAAUCAACUGAUCCCGCGAUGGGGGGUAUUCGCGCUUGGUUGUUGUGGCUUCUGCCUUACCUCGAGUUGUUAGACGAGGUGCCCCUCACCACAGAGGAACGCCAGAUAGCCUGCAAGCUUUUCCGUAGGAACAAUAAACUUAGUUAUGAGCUUAUGGAUGUGAUGAAUACCAAUAAUGGUACCCAGCUGGUUUCGUACUUGCGAAAGUUCACUCAGAGGACCACUUCAAGGUCACUUGUUGGCGCGAGAGAGUCGGUAAGAGAGAAGUCUCCACCUUCGCCCAACCCGGCCGUCGGUGCUGUAAACGGAGGCGUCAUCAACAAUGUUGGUGGAAUCCGCUUUGCCACCGGUGCCGUGUUCCCCUCCGCCUCGCCCUCGCCGGCGGCGGAUGGCACCGUGCGGAGAACGAGCUCGAAGCCACAGCCCAUUGAGCUUGUUGUGCAGAUGCUCCAGUGGAAGGUAAGGCAACUGUCAAACGUCAUGGAGGUUCUUUGGCAAGAGAGUAUGGCAAGACGCGUAUUUGCCGUAAGGGUGCUACAGAGGCACGUUCGGGGGUUCUUGGCCCGGCGACAACUUCCAGAAGUCGUCCACAGAACCUGUACGCGCAUAAGGACCAACAUGUUAGCCAGUGGGCAACGACCUUAUUUCCCUGACCAACGGAGGUCAGCGAAAGCCGAUACCACCUUGAGUGUUGUGCGUUCGUUGGGCUGCGAAAGUAUCAGUACCGCUGAAAGCGAACACAGUGUUCACACCGAAAUUAUGCAGCGCAUCGACAACUUCGACCAUUUGUUCCGGCAAAUGGAGGAGGAGUUGCACAAAUUUAGGAUAUUCUGGGCCCGUACCAGAGAAAAGUCUGUCGUCGUGGUUCAGAAGUACUACCGCGGCUACCUUGACCGCAAACGGUGGCGAAACCUCAAGGAGAGCUAUGAUGUCUUCAUCGACUCGCUGCGACCGUACGUUGUUGAAUUGCAACGGGUAUCCCGUGGUUAUGUAUCGCGAGCUCGGCUGGCGAAAGAUUCCCGGCAGUUAAGGGAGAUGAGCCGGCUUCGAGGAGAGGUGGCGGGGCUGCGUGCUGCCGUGGAUGAAAUGAGGGCCAUACUGCAGCAGUAUGCGCAAAAGCAACGACGUGGGGAUCCGGAAAGCCCAGUGGUAGAGUCGCCCACAAAGCGUGCAGUUGCGCAUAGCAUCCCCCUCGCCAAAAACAGCGCAGCCAACACGGGCACCACACUUACCGCUGCCGCUACUGCAGCCGCCGCGCAGGCAUCCGCUGUGGCUCGUAUCAGCCCGGAACUUUGA